UAUGUUCGCCCUGGGGCGAUGUCUUCUGCCGCUGCUCUGGCUGACCAGCGCCGCACAUGGCGCCCGGGUACUAGUCAUUUCCCCCUUCGAGUCCUAUUCGCAGUGCCUCCUGAUUACGCCCUACGUUCAGGCCCUUGUCGAUCGAGGUCAUGAGUUGACGGUGAUCCAUGCCUUCCAGCACUGUCAGCCCAUUGGCAAUGUCACGUAUAUACGCAUUUUUGAUAAUAUGAACGUUUGCUCAGAAUUCGCAGAAUUAACUAUAAUAACCAGAUCGAUAAGCAAGUGGGAAGAAUGUACUUCUCUGACGAGGCUCAUGAUUAACGCAGCGCUGAAUGUGCUGAAUAACAUGGAAGUUCGGAAGUUGAUCCAAUCGAAUACCACCUUCGACUUGCUAAUUGUGGAACCGACAUAUACCGAUGUGUUAUUUGGCUUGGCAACUCAGUUUAACGCCCAGCUGAUCGGGCUGUCCACCUGCGGAGCGGACUGGAAUCUAAACAGUCUAGUGGGACACGGGGCGUCCAUGGCCCUCGAGCCGCUGAUGCCCUUGGGAGAGACAUCCGCAACAAGCUUUUGGGAUCGCCUGUACAAUUGGUACUACACCACCGAGGAGUGGCUGCUGAUGGAACUGGUGUUUCUUCCGAAACUGAAAGUAGUCCACGACCACUUUUUCGGGCACUUGGGAAAAAGUUUCUCGGAGAUACGGCACAGCUUUUCGCUGAUUCUACUCAAUCAACACUUUAGCCUGUUUCGGGCCAGGUCGAGUGUUCCGGGCAUGGUAGAAGUGGCUGGUUUGCAUAUCCCCAAAGAGGUCCCAAAGUUACCCUUGGAUCUGCAGCAGUUUAUCAAUGGAGCCGAGCAUGGUGUGAUCUAUUUCGCCUUGGGUGUGGAGCUGCCGGCCACGGCUUUAACAGAGGAAAGGCGGAGAAUGCUGCUGGAGAGCUUGGAACUAAUGCCGCAGCGCGUGAUCUGGAAAUUUGAAGGUGAGCCACCGUGUGCGGUAGCUGAUAACAUCUACCUAGCGAAACUGUUGCCCCAGCAGGCCAUCCUGGCCCACCCGAACGUGAAGCUCUUCAUUAGUCACGGCGGAAUGCUGAGCAUCAUCGAGGCCGCUUACUAUGGAAAGCCGGUGCUGGGCAUGCCUCUGUUCUUCGAUCAAUUUCGAAACUUGGAUGUCUUGCUGGAGGAGGGCGCCGCUUUGCAGGUAAACAUCGACAGUGUGACUGGUAAGGAGCUCAAGGAGGCUGUAAAUCGUUUGAUUAGCGACCCAGGCUUUCAAGAAAAUUCGCUGGCCAUAUCCGAAAGAUUUCGGGAUCAACUCAAUCAUCCCCUGGAUGUGGCCGUUUACUGGACAGAGUACGUGCUGCGACACAGGGGAGCACAUCAUUUGAAGGUCUCUCCGUCCCACGUAAAGCUGGUCGAAUAUUAUUCUUUAGACAAGUUUCUGAUGGUAGGAAUACGAUUGACCCUGGUGGUGGCCAUAAUUUUUUUUAUACUUUUCAAGUGGAAGUGUCUCCUUAGCUAUUUAGUCAGACUGGCGGAGCGGUUUUGGCCAAUCUACAUGUUGAUAAGUUUCAUAGUUAAAAUAUAUAGGUACUUUAGUUUAUUAUUUGUGAAGUAACAAAAGGUUUAUAUAUAAUUGUAAUGAUUAUUUGCAAUGGUAUGUGGUAAGAAAGUAAAGCAUUUGAAUAUAUUUAAAAAUAUGUUGUAGUUUUGCUGUAGAAUAAACAUUACUGGUAUCCCAGCGCGGGCUUAUAUUAAGCUUAAA
Molecule: messenger RNA, 1765 nt
Organism: Drosophila kikkawai
Lineage: Eukaryota; Metazoa; Arthropoda; Insecta; Diptera; Drosophilidae
Product: UDP-glycosyltransferase UGT5-like
Molecular function (GO): UDP-glycosyltransferase activity
Source: RefSeq, a predicted model, not a curated record